AUGAGAAUUAAGAAGAAGAACACAAGAGGUAACGCUAAGAAUUUCAUAACAAGAACGCAAGCUGUUAGAAAACUACAAGUUUCCCUUGCUGAUUUUAGAAGGCUAUGUAUUUUCAAAGGUAUUUACCCAAGGGAGCCUCGUAAUAAGAAGAAGGCUAAUAAAGGUUCUACAGCUCCCACCACUUUUUAUUUUUCAAAAGAUAUCCAAUAUUUAAUGCAUGAACCAGUUUUGGCAAAAUUCAGAGAACAUAAAACAUUUGCUAAGAAAUUAACCAGGGCCUUAGGUAGGGGUGAAGUCUCUUCUGCUAAGAGAUUAGAAGAAAAUAGAAGUACUUAUAAGUUAGAUCAUAUUAUUAAAGAAAGAUAUCCAAGUUUCCCGGAUGCAAUCAGAGAUAUGGAUGAUGCCUUAAAUAUGCUAUUCUUGUUUGCUAAUUUACCUGCUACUGAUCAGGUUUCGGCUAAGCUAACCAAUGAAGCCCAAGUUCUUUGUAACCAGUGGCUAGCAUAUGUUGCUAAAGAACGUUUAAUUCGCAAAGUUUUUGUGUCUAUCAAAGGUAUCUAUUAUCAGGCUAAUAUUAGAGGUGAACAAGUUAGAUGGGUUGUACCAUUUAAAUUUCCAGAGAAUAUUCCAUCUGAUGUUGAUUUUAGAAUUAUGCUAACUUUCUUAGAAUUUUAUUCCACCUUUUUGCAUUUCGUUUUAUUCAAAUUAUAUACCGACAAUGGUCUAGUUUAUCCACCAAGAUUAGAUGUUAAGAAAAGUAAAAUAAUAAGUGGGUUGUCAUCUUAUAUCUUGGAAUCCAAUGAAGAACCUAAUCCCUUACGUGGAACUCAAAACAAUGAAUCUAGUACAUCUACUGAAGAGGCUACCACAAUUGACUCAGACACUUUAAAAUCAGCAUUAAAGGCUGAUAAAAAAGAAAGGGGUGAUGAAAAUGCUAAAGAUACCGAGGAGGAUGUUAAUGUUGAAACUGUUAAUUUAGACACUUUUGAAGACAAUAAUAAAAACAAAGGUGAUAUUUUAGAACAGCCAAGUGAGCAUGAAUCAUCCUCACUAUUUUCUGAUUUUAUAUUUUACGUCGGUAGAGAAGUACCAAUCGAUAUUGCUGAGUUUUUGAUCUUAUCAUGUGGUGGUAAAGUAAUUAGUGAAGCUGCAUUAGAUCAAAUUGAAAAAAGUAAUGAAAUUGAUUUAAGUAAUGUCACUCAUCAUAUUGUUGAUAGACCAGUCUUAAAGAAUAAAAUUGCUGGAAGAACAUAUGUUCAACCACAAUGGAUUUUCGAUUGUAUUAAUAAAGGUGAGCUAGUUCCAGCCAAUGCUUAUUUACCUGGUGAAACAUUACCACCACAUUUGAGUCCAUGGGGUGACAAAGUCGGCUAUAAUCCAGAGGCUGCUGACGAUGAAAACAGCGAAAGUGAAAGUGAAAGUGACUCUGAGAUUGAAGAUAAAGAAGAUUCUGAAGAUGUUGAAAUUGAUGCAACUAAUGAAGAAGAUGAUGAAGCUUUGAGAGCUCAAAAAGAGUUAGAAUUGGAAGCUCAAGGUAUCACAUACACAGAAGCUAAAGAAACUAAUAAAGAACCAAGUACACCAAAGAAUAAGAAGAGGAAGUCUAAAUCUACUGAUAAAGAUGAAGAAAAGAAAUUAAAGAUGAUUAUGAUGAGUAAUAAGCAGCGUAAAUUAUAUAAAAAGAUGGAGUAUUCAAAUGAUAAGAAGGAAGAGAAGAUUGAAAAUUUGAAAAAGAAGAAGAAGCAAAUUGCCAAAACUAAGAAAAAGUUAGAAAAAUUGAAUAAGAAGUAA
This is a messenger RNA of Henningerozyma blattae CBS 6284, 1791 nucleotides long. It is a transcript of the gene NOP7, whose product is annotated as mRNA-binding ribosome synthesis protein NOP7. NCBI's taxonomy places the organism in Eukaryota, Fungi, Ascomycota, Saccharomycetes, Saccharomycetales, Saccharomycetaceae. The record is from RefSeq and is a predicted model, not a curated record. Gene Ontology annotation, cellular component: PeBoW complex; nucleolus. Gene Ontology annotation, molecular function: RNA binding. Gene Ontology annotation, biological process: maturation of LSU-rRNA from tricistronic rRNA transcript (SSU-rRNA, 5.8S rRNA, LSU-rRNA); ribosome biogenesis. The transcript has a single exon. The coding region runs from base 1 to 1791 and encodes 596 amino acids.